GGAAGUGGCGGUGCCAGCGGAGGCGGAAGUGAGCGUCGAGCCGUCAUGGCGGACGCGGUGGCGGAGCUUCUGUUUCUCGACACCUUCAAACACACCAACUCUGAGCAUAAUACACACGUGGAUGUAGUUCGCUUUCCUUGUGUGGUUUACAUAAAUGAGGUUCGUGUCAUUCCUCCUGGAGUCAAAGCUCACAAUAGCUUGCCUGACAGUGGGGCAUAUGGGGAGACCUCCCCACAUGCUUUUCAGUUAGACUUGUUUUUCAACAACGUCAGUAAACCAAGCGCGCCUGUUUUCGACCGAUUAGGAAGUCUUGAUUAUGAUGAAAAUGCAUCUAUCAUUUUUAGACCAAGCAAUAAGGUCAAUACAGACGGAAUUGUCCUGAAAGGUUGGUACAACUGCCUAACCUUGGCAAUUUACGGGACUGUCGAUCGUGUGAUAAGUCACGACCGAGACUCCCCUCCUCCACCACCACCACCACCACCUCCUCCACAGCAGCAGCUGCCGCAACAGCAACAAGCCCAGCAGCAGCAACACCAGCAGCAGCAACCAGCUCUUAAACGGAGUGUAAAACAUGAUUGGGAUAAGGAGGAUCAAUUUAAUGAAAAUCCCCCAAGACCACAGCCCAGGGGACCUCGAACACCCCCGGGCCCCCCUCCUCCUGAUGACGAUGAAGAGGAAACAUUACCUCAGACUGUAGCUGCGGAUAAAGCGGAUGAAAGCGAACAAAGGGAGGAUUACUUUGAACCCAUUUCUCCAGAUCGUUCUUCAACUCAGCAAGAGGCGCAGUUUUCUGAAGGUGAAGAGGAGGAGGAACCUCCAGAUGAUGAAGAUGACGAUGAGGAGGAGGAUGCAGCAGAAGGGGAAGAUGAAGACGAGCGCACUGUGGAAAGUAUUGAAGAGGAAGAUGAUGUAGAGGAGGAAGUAGAAGUUGAUGAAGAUGAUGGGUAUGAACAAAUAUCCAGUGAUGAAGAUGGAAUUGCAGAUCUGGAACGUGAAAAUUAUAAAUUGAGCUUUGAGCUUGAGUACACUGUUGAAGAUCUGACCUCUGUGCCUCCCAUUGCAUAUGACACUUACGACCGAGAGAUAGGACCCCCUUUAUAUUUUAAUCCUCCCUAUAGGACUAAAUAUGAGAAUGAAAUGGCGAGGCUGAAGGAGCUUGACCUAGAGAAAGCAGGCAUGGGAAAUAUGGAUGCUGCAGUUAAGUUAAAGGAACUUCUUGAACUCUACAAAGAUGAUAGGGGUGCCAAAUGGGUAAUGGCUUUGGAAGAGAUACCGGGUUUACUCGUUAAAGGUUUAAGUUAUGUUCAGCUGUUUGAGCGUGAUCAGGACCAUCUAAAACAACUUGUGGACUGGACAUUGGAUGCUUUAAGCCUUCACACAGCUAUAACACAGCCCAUAGCGUUGAAUUUAAGGCAGCUUAAGGCUGGGACAAAGCUUGUUUCAUCCUUGGCUGAAUGUGGGUCUGAAGGAGUUUCAGCCCUUUCAGAGGCAGGCAUCAUUGACCGACUCUUUGUUCUGCUGUUUGCGGAGCACAUGUCGUCUUCAUUAAAGCUAAACACGCUUAAAGCUCUGGAUAGCGUGAUUAGCAUCACGGAAGGGAUGGAAGAGUUCUUGAAUGCCAAAGCAGAGGAGCAGGGAAAAAGUGGGUAUCAAAGAUUAAUGGAGCUAAUACUGACUGACCAAACAGUGAGAGUGGUGACUGCUGGCAGUGCUAUAGUUCAGAAGUGCCACUUCUAUGAGAUUGUAUCCGAUCUGGAAAAGAUGGCCUCACAGCUGGCGGAAAGUACUCCCGUCCCGUCUAAUGUCCAUGAGGCUGAUCAUGAUGCUAAUUCUGGGCGAGAGAAAGGAAGUAAAGAUAACGACGAAGGGGACAUGGAGACUCCCACAGAUUUGGACCGUUUGUUGGAAGCUUCGAACAUUAGUGAAGUGGAAGUGGAAAAACUUGUAAGCAUUCUCGAUGAACUUCUGCAAUUGUUGGAAGCCGCACCUUAUUCAAUGAUACAACCACCUGUUAAGUCAUUUCCAACAGCAGCUCGCAUCACAGGUCCUCCAGAAAGGGAUGAUCCUGCACCAUCGCUGCUAAGGUACCUUAACAGCUGUCAUUUUCUGGAAUCGCUCGCCCUCCUUCUGUCUAUCCCUGCAACCAACGCACAUCCGGGUCUGCUGCAAGCCAUUAAAGACUUGAUUAAGUUUCUAAUUCAGAUACAAAAUGGUCUUCUGUUCCUGAGUGCAGAGUACGAAGUGACAAAUCUGCUGAUCCGGGCCUUGUCUCAGACUCUUGAUCAAGACCAAGAGGAUGGUGGUAAUGACGAAACAUUGGCCAUAUGGCUGUUGUACUCGCUACAGGCAUUGCAGUACGUUUCUGAACUUUUUGAUUACUUGAAUCGAGGUUUGUCGCUUGAGGAAACCGACCGCGCAGACAUACUAGGAACUCUACACAGCCUCUACCUGGUUACCUUCCAUCCAAUUGGAAGAAGUGCUGUGGCCCACGUGCUACACCUGGACAAAAAUCUUUCAAGUCUCAUUACGCUAAUGGAACACUAUUCCAAAGAACUCUUGGGGGAUACAAAGUCGAGAAAAUCAGUUGCGUGCAAUUAUGCAUGCAUGCUUAUUUUGCUAACAGUGCAGUCCACCCACGAUGGACAAAUGCUGGAGCAGCAUUCAGUUGGGCUGCUGAGACUCUGCAAAGCUGACGACACCAACCCCAAACUUCAGGAAUUAAGUAAAUGGGUGGAGCCCCUGAAAAAUCUGAAGUUUGAAAUAAAUUGUAUUCCUACACUUCUUGAAUAUAUCAAACAGAACCUGGAUAAUUUGACCAUUCAGAUGACUCAGGAAGGUGCUGGAUUAACCUCUGCUCUACGUGUUCUUUGCCACAUUGCCUGCCCCCCUACACCCCUUGAAGGUCAGCAGAAAGAUCUUAAAUGGAACCUUGCCGUUAUUCAAUUGUUUUCAGCAGAAGGAAUGGACAUCUUUAUUCGGAUUCUGCAAAAACUAAACAGUGUCCUAAUACUGCCCUGGAGGUUACAUGCCAAUAUGGGAACGACAUUACAGAGGAUUAUGAUCUUGUCCAUUACAAGAUGUACCCUUUCUCUCUUGAAGACAAUGUUGACAGAACUUCUGAGAGGAGGGUCGUUUGAAUUUAAAGAUGUUCGUAUUCCUACUGUUUUGGCCACCCUCCAUAUGGUCCUUUGCUCCAUCCCUUUGUCUGGUCGACUGGAUGACGAAGAACAAAAGAUUCAAAAUGACAUCGUUGAUGUUCUGCUUACGUUUACUCAAGGCGUCAAUGAACAGGUCGCUUAUUCUGAAGAGUCCCUGGCAAACAACACGUGGUCGCUAAUGUUGAAGGAAGUCCUUUCCUUUGUACUGAAAACCCCAGAAGGAUUUUUCUCGGGAAUGUUACUGCUUUCAGAACUUUUGCCCUUUCCAUUGCCCAUGCAAACAACACAGCCGAUUUCAGCAGAAGGCAUGGCUGUUGCACUGAAUACCCGAAAACUGUGGAGCAUUCACCUUCAAAUCCAGGCCAAGUUUUUGCAGGAGAUAGUACGUUCUAGCUUCGGAUCUACGUGCCAGCCUUUACAGCAGCUUCUCCGGCGUGUGUGCAUGCAACUCUGUGAUCUGGCUUCUCCCACAGCUCUGCUCAUCCAGAGAACUGUGUUAGAUCUGAUUAUUGAAGAAAUAAGCAGUCCUGCAGAAGGGAAAGAGAAGACAGUCACUGCUCAGACUGCACGGCUGCUGGCAUUACUGGAUUCUUUAGCCUCCCAUGGAGCUUGUAAGGCUGCUCUCCUACACCUUUUGAGUGGAGCCAGCAAGGGUGACGAGAGGUUUGCAGAAGUAUUUCGAGGGAUGCUGGAAUUGUUACGGACAGUGGUCAACAAUGUUCAUCAUCAGCACUGCGCUGAGUAUAUUGCUUCUGUUGUGCAGUCCCUCUGUGACCAGGACAUUUCACUGAUCUUGAAUAAUUCAACUGAGGGAUCUGGUUCUGACCUGGAGCAGUUGUCUAAUUCCCUGCCAAGUGGAGAAUUUCUGUCAUCAAUUUGUGAUACCUUCUUGCAAGCACUGGCUAAUAAUGAGACCACGUUUGCCACAGUUCUUACUUGCCUCAGGACCAUGAUAUUUUUAACGGAACAUGAAUAUGGGUUUUUCUAUUUGAAGAGUGCUUUGAAACAAUUUAAUAACGCCCUUUACUCUCUGCUAAAACGUGUGGUUCAUAAUUUCAACAAAGAAAUGGCUGAGUUGGCAUCCACAUUACUGGAUUUUCUACGGCAGAUCAUAAAUACAGACAGUUUGGUCAGCUGUGGAGAUGAAGGUGGUCCGAUGAAGGUUGAUGGGCUCCAGACUCUCCGAUCUUCAGCACUGAGUGCUGCAGAUGUGAAGCAGCUGCUGAAGUGGAAGGAAUCCUCUGAUGAUCAUUUGCUGCUUGAACUGGAUAAAGUCGUAACGGAGCUGUGUAAAGAGGAUGAUAGUUUUGACUCUUUGUUUGAAAACGUUGUUGGGUUGCGACAGAUAUUGGAAACUAGUCCAGAUGUUUUGCCGCCCACUGAACAGGAUGUGGAGACUGCCCUUCCGGCUGCUGAACCUCUCCCUGUACAAUUUAACAACAGGACUGUAUAUGUGAUAGCAGAUGUUAUGGAUGACCAGUUAAAGACACUGUGGCUUUCCCCAUUCCAAGCUGAGGAGAUGGAUACAGAUUUAGAUAUGGUCAAGGUUGACUUGAUUGAGCUGGCUGAGAAGUGUUGCUGCGAUAUGGACUUGAAGGCAGAAUUGGAAAGAUCGUUCCUCUCAGAACCCUCGUCGCCUGGUAGAACCAAGGUAUCGAAAGGCUUUAAACUGGGCAAGCAUAAACACGAGACCUUCAUCACAUCCAGUGGAAAAUCUGAAUACAUAGAGCCUGCUAAACGAGCUCAUGUGGUUCCACUGCCUCGAGGGCGAGGCCGAGGGGGCUUUGGGUCCAAUUGCAGACCCCACGAUAUAUUUAGACAACGCAAGCAAAAUACAAGCAGGCCGCCUUCGAUGCAUGUGGACGAUUUUGUGGCCGCAGAAUGCAAAGACGUUCCUUCCUCCGGCCCGCCGCCGCCAAAGAGGGCAAAUAAAGGACCCCAGAAAGCUCCGCGUGGCGGGUUUUCUGGGAACAGGGGGCGAGGUGUCUUUCACAGUCAAAACCGCUUCUUUUCACCGCCUGCCCCCAAAGUAGAUCUGACUUUUAUUCCAGCUCAUGCAGUCGGACUUCUGCAUCCCAGCACGAGAAACCAGUUUCAUUUGUGCGCUGGUAUUUCAAGCCCUUUUUAUGCAGCAAACAGUCUGGAUGAAUGGGGAAAUUAUAGCCGUCGUGAGGGAGGUCGCGGCUCGAGCUGGAGUGCCCAGAACAGCCCCCGCGUGACGUACAAUGAAAAUCGAGGUGGCCAAAGCAACUUUAACAAAGCUCCCCCAUCCAGACAGCCAUCUGCAGGAUAUCGGCAGAGUCCCCGUGAUCGUACAUCGAGGGGUCGAGGAGCGGGGCCGUCCUGGGGAGGAGGCGGCUCGAGAGGAAAGUUUGGCGGAGGAAACAGCGGAAGGGGAAGACACGUGCGAUCGUUUACCCGUUAAAUGGAAUUUUUUUUUUGUUGCACAUUCUCUUUAUCAAUGAACAAUUAAAUGUUUUUCCCCUCAAGACGAUGAAGUUGAGAGAGAUUCUGUAGUAGGAUAUGUGGCACUGAAGGACCAAUUUUUGACGCCAGUAACUUCUGGCUGUGAGACUUAGUUCAAAGAAGUGGAUAUUUUUGUUGAAUAAAUUUGGAAGAUGUUGUUCUUUUAUAACGGUAUUGAAAUUUUAAUAAAAUCGAUCAAAAAGA
Messenger RNA from Amblyraja radiata (thorny skate), 5828 nucleotides. It is a transcript of the gene virma, whose product is annotated as vir like m6A methyltransferase associated. Gene Ontology annotation, molecular function: RNA binding. Bases 46 to 5583 code for a protein of 1845 amino acids. Gene Ontology annotation, biological process: mRNA modification. The transcript is spliced from 26 exons. Lineage: Eukaryota; Metazoa; Chordata; Chondrichthyes; Rajiformes; Rajidae. Gene Ontology annotation, cellular component: RNA N6-methyladenosine methyltransferase complex. The record is from RefSeq and is a predicted model, not a curated record.